Molecule: messenger RNA, 1715 nt
Organism: Bursaphelenchus okinawaensis
Lineage: Eukaryota; Metazoa; Nematoda; Chromadorea; Rhabditida; Aphelenchoididae
Source: the annotation of a GenBank genome assembly
AUGAAUAGGGUUCAAGCGAAACCUUAUUUGGAAGGUCUAGUCAAGCGGGUUCUAUCUUCAUGGACAGGUUAUCAGCUGGCUUUGGUCAACCAAUCCGCCGGUGGCGAGACUAAGAACAUGGACAUUAUGUAAGUUCUUUUGAUGCAUUUAGAUUUAAUUUAGUGAAAACAAGAAUUCGUAUUUGACUUUUCGAAGUUACACUAGGUUGUUUCAUGUUGUAUGUCAGUGUUUAGGUAUAUUUUUUAAUUUAAGCCGGUUUGUCAUUUUAAAUGGGUAAGAAUUUUGUUAGAAAGUGCUUAGUUGUUUUCUGUGUUACUUGGUUUGAUACCUUUUAGUUUUUACACAUUGUUAAAUUUAAACACUUGUCUAUUAAUGGUUCCUUGUAACACUGCUCUAAUAUUAAGGCAGAUUGUUUACCUAAUAUGGUAAAAACUAGGUAAGUACGACUUAAAUUAACUAUAGUUAUGCACAUGACAAAUGUGUUGCCUUAUUGUUGACAAGCGUGAUAGGUAAGUUAUUAUUCGAGUAAUUAGGGGCUUAAGAUUAGCGUUUUGUUUUUGGGGUUGUUUCAAUAAAGCGGAAUUGUAAGCGUGUAACUUAAUUAAAGCGUCUCGCGGGCAUAAAGAUUAUUUAGUUGGGGGACAAAUCUUCUCGCCCAAAGUUUUAGCCUCGGUAAAUUAAUUACAGCGGCUAUGAGCUCUUACACGUUAGUUUGUAUUCUAAAAAUUAUAUUCACUUUGGCCGGCCGCAAAUGAACCAAAAACGCCAUUAGAACUGAAUUUGGUCUUGUGGGCAGUCGAAUUUAUUCGUUUUUUGCACCGUCCGCGUGUUCUUCUCAUUCCUUCGCUUUUCUGAAGUUUUCUCGGUAAGCUUACUCAUGUUAUGGAUGUUAACUUGUUGCCAUUUUAAUUGUGUCGCUAAAGGUUGUGUUAUGUUUUUCCUAUCGUCUUUUUUAUAGAUGAGAGUUGCAAUAGUCAUUUUAUUUUCUUUUUUUAUUGUUGCUUGAGCCAGAUCAAAACCUUUUUUUAAUCAUUGCCAUAUCAUUUUUUAGUUAUUUUGGGCAGGAUCUCAAGUGUAAAGUAAUGAUUUGCUUUUUAAAAUAAUCAUGUUUUACUUGCAGGUUGCACAAUGAACUGACUUUAUUAUUAUUGGAAACCAAAGAUUUGGACAAGUUCGUGAUUGAAGAUUGGUUAGAGGAUGGGUUCAACGAGGUUUUUAACUUGGUGUUAGAAGAUGGAAGUGUGGCUGAGAUGAGUGACCUUCUGGCACGAGGAGCACAACUUAUAUUGGAUGGAAAAAUAGACCAAGUAGAGAGCGUAUUGGCCAGGUUACCCAACGAAAAUACUGUCAACCAAGCGAAAGCUCAGUCAAAAACCGUGGAGGACCCGGAGGCAUCAGGAGAUAGCGGAGACGAUGAUCAGGAAAUGGAGGUGAGCGGGCUUUCUAAAAAGCGAGAAGUAAAGUGAAAACUGGAGUUGUCGCUUUUAACGCAGUAGAAAAGGAAAACAUAAGUAAACUUUUUGAGAGAUUAAUAAGAAUUCGGCUAACAAGAUCUCCAAAAUAAUUUUUUGCGUGGCUUUCUUAAAAUCUUAUACGCAAAUGAUACAAGUUUGUCUAAUCAAAGUGUUUUCCAGGUAGAAGAGAGUUCCAGCAAAGUUCGUCAACCUAAAACACAAACGGACGAAGAUGGCUGGACGACAAUUCUUAAGAAAUGA